Manduca sexta (tobacco hornworm) is the source of this 1972-nucleotide messenger RNA. Its product is annotated as probable tRNA (uracil-O(2)-)-methyltransferase. Gene Ontology annotation, molecular function: tRNA (uridine) methyltransferase activity; metal ion binding. The transcript is spliced from 4 exons. Gene Ontology annotation, biological process: tRNA methylation. Bases 100 to 1896 code for a protein of 598 amino acids. Lineage: Eukaryota; Metazoa; Arthropoda; Insecta; Lepidoptera; Sphingidae. The record is from RefSeq and is a predicted model, not a curated record.
UGGAGUUGGGAACCCUGUUUACUGCUGAACUUGUUACAUCGCAAAAAUAAAAAUACAAAAAAAGCCGACACUUUAUAAUUGGGAAACUACUCUAAAAACAUGAUAAAGCACAAGUCUAGCAUUUAUCAUGUAUUAACUGCGAAUUCUUUUUACCAGUCUGUUUGUAUUUUGGUAAAUAAACCCCACGUUAUAAACAAGAGGUUAUGGGGAAACAAAAUAUGGUUUAAAUAUUUUCUUAAAUCAAUCAAUAAAAGUCUAGAGAUAUCUUCUUGGAGUAAAUUAGAGAAUACAAUCUCAGAAAAAAAUGUGAAAGAAUAUACUGAUAAAGUAUUUGAAGAACUUGAAUUAAAAAAGUGCGACGCAUCAACUAUCGAAACGGAAGAAACUAGUGCUGUUAUUAUACUUACAGAACUUCUACCGAAAUGUUAUACGGACAAACCAGCGUUUCAAUUAGUGUUUGUAAAUAAAUGCAACUCAACAGCCACAUUCUAUAAUGUAACUCCUGAUACUUUCAAUCAGAAUGUGUGUCCUGAGUUUACAUAUAUAAUAUCAUUAGAAAACAGUGAAGUUAUUUUAAGUGCAUAUGAUGAUGGUUUUUCAAAAUCAUACUCAUGGCUCAUAAACACUGUUAUACCACAAUUCAUAAAAUGGAGUAAUGAAACGCAAAAGGACAUUGGGAAUCAUAGUAUUUGCAAUGAAUCACUGGCUUUGGUGUCCAAGAGCAGAUACUAUCAGAAAUAUAAUGAACUCAAAUUGAAAUAUGGCAAGGAAAUGGUCAAGAUAUGGCCAGAAUGUACAGAUCCUUCAAAGUUUGUUUAUGAAGAUGUGGCUAUUGCCACAUAUCUUUUACUUCUCUGGGAAGACGAACAAGGCAGUGAAACUAAGAAGCAGACCUUUGUUGAUUUUGGAUGUGGCAAUGGUUUAUUAGUUUAUAUUUUAACUAAAGAAGGACACAAUGGCUUAGGGAUAGACAUACGGAAGAGGCAAAUAUGGGACAUGUAUCCUAGUGGAAUCAAAUUGGAAGAGAGAUUAAUUACACCAUCUGAACUAUCUUUACAUGCUGAAGCAGACUGGAUUAUUGGUAAUCAUUCAGAUGAAUUAACUCCAUGGAUACCUGUCAUAGCUUCAAAGAGUUCAUACAAAUGCAAUUUCUUUGUACUUCCUUGCUGUGCUUUUAAUUUUGAUGGCACUAAAUAUCAACGGAAAAACUCUAAUAAAACGCAGUAUACAGAAUAUUUGGAAUAUAUUAAGCAGUUAAGUGAAGAAUGUGGAUUUAAAACCUAUAUUGAUAGACUCAAAAUACCAAGUACUAAAAGAAUAUGUAUUGUAAGCAAAGGCAGGACAUAUAAAAUUGAUGAAUAUCAAGAUUAUUGUGAAAAAAUUCAAAAUAUCAUAACACAAGACUCAACUCCAUGUCCAGAAGAGAAUAAUUCCUUGUGGGUACAAGGUUUUAAGCCCCGAGAGACAGUUGAAAGAGUAAGGAAUUGUACCCAAAUAGACAAGAAUCUUAUUGAUUCAAUUGUAAGUAUUAUUACUAAUUACCUGUUACAAGAAUGUUGUUUAGAACCUGAUGGCAAAUGGUCAAUUGGAAAGGUGGUAGAUAUCCAUGUGUUGGUCCAACUGAUACCACCUGAACAACUGAAGCUAUUGAAAUCUGAAUGUGGUGGUCUGCAAACUCUUAUGAAAAAUAACCAUCAUAUAUUUCAAGUGCAACAAGGGAAAGUGCAAUUAAGAUAUCCAAAAUCCAUAGAUCAAGUGAGCACUAAUAGUAAGAAAAACUUAAACAAAGUAUAUAAAAUAAAAUUACAAGAAAAACCUUGUUGGUUUUAUAAUAAUCAUCCACAAGGGUGCCCCUUAAAAGAUGAUAAGUGCAGUUUCUUACAUGUUAAAAGAUGAUUUCAAUAAAAUAAAAUAAUUAUAAUUAUGUUAAAUAAAAAAAUAUAUUUCAUAUGAAUUAAAAAUCAAUAGCAUA